This is a messenger RNA of Pelobates cultripes (western spadefoot toad), 14860 nucleotides long. The record is from the annotation of a GenBank genome assembly. Lineage: Eukaryota; Metazoa; Chordata; Amphibia; Anura; Pelobatidae.
AUUUACUUGUUGUGGGGUUAAGCCCCCGUGUUACCUCUUGUAACCUACCUUGGGGUUCUGACGUUGGCUAGUCCAACAUCACCACUCCUAUCUCAUAUUUAACCCCAUAAUGUUUAAUAUCUGAAUCCUUUUCGAGUCCGGUGGAUGUUGUGGGUAGUUUAUGGACAAGAUACAGGAUAUGAAACUCUGCUUUGUCCACAAGUGAAGUAAAAAACACAGUUUGUUCCUCAAAUAAUUUCUUCAUCAACAUCUUUCUUAGGGAACGCCUCUUAUAAGAAAAUCUGUGCUGUGAUCUGCGAGACUUAACAGCAAGUCAUAUAUCUAUAUCGUGAGCGAGGUAAGAAUAAUGUAAUGUUUAUUACAACAAAAAUAUCAAAUUCUGUAAUAUGUAGAGAAUUCCUUAUGGAAUUAUAUUUUGUUAUGAACAUUCUAAUAUCAUAUACAUAGACACUACUAUUAAUCUUGUUAGAAACGUAGAUUUCCAGAAUAAUAUAACGGGUCAUAUAUGAAUACAAUGGGAGCUAGAUAUAAAGGGAUUACAUGCUAAUAAUAUAGGGGGUUUACGUGGUGAGAACAAGCUUUCAGAAUAAUCGGGGUGUGCAUGGAAUGAUAUAGGUACGCCCCCUAUAAGAAUAAUACAGGGGUGUACAUGAGGAAUCAAAUAUUCAUGUAAGUUCAUAUAUUCACCUAGGAUUCCUUAUAAAAAUAUUGAGGGUAUAUAUGAAAGGGCUGUCCAUAAAUACAAUGGUGGGUGUACAUAUAGGAAGGGAUCCUAAAGGAAUAUUAUAGGGGGUGUAUGUAGUGGGAUCCUAUAUAAGUAUUAUAGGGGGUGUAAAUAUAUGGAGGGGUCCUAUAUGUGUAUAUUAGGCGGUGUACAUGGAAGAAUCCUGUAGGACCAAUAUAGGGGGUGUACAUAUAAGGAGGGAUCGUAUAGAAGUUCUAUAGGGGGUGUACAUAUAUGGAGGAAUCGUAUAGAAGUUAUAUAGGGGUGUAUAUAGAGGGAUCCUAAAUAAGUAUAUUAGGCGGUGUAUAUGGAAGAAUCCUGUAGGACCAAUAUAGGGGGUGUACAUAUAUGGAGGGAUCGUAUAGAAGUUAUAUAGGGGGUGUACAUAUAUGGAGGGAUCGUAUAGACGUUAUAUAGGGGUGUAUAUAGAGGGAUCCUAUAUGAGUAUAUUAGGCGGUGUAUAUGGAACAAUCCUGUAGGACCAAUAUAGGGGGUGUACAUAUAUGGAGGAAUCGUAUAGAAGUUAUAUAGGGGGUGUACAUAUAUGGAGGAAUCGUAUAGAAGUUAUAUAGGGGGUGUACAUAUAUGGAGGAAUUGUAUAGAAGUUAUAUAGGGGGUGUACAUAUAUGGAGGAAUCGUAUAGAAGUUAUAUAGGGGGUGUACAUAUAUGGAGGAAUCGUAUAGAAGUUAUAUAGGGGGUGUACAUAUAUGGAGGAAUCAUAUAGAAGUUAUAUAGGGGUGUAUAUAGAGGGAUCCUAAAUAAGUAUAUUAGGCGGUGUAUAUGGAAGGAUCCUGUAGGACCAAUAUAGGGGGUGUACAUAUAUGGAGGAAUCGUAUAGAAGUUACAUAGGGGGUGUACAUAUAUGGAGGGAUCGUAUAGAAGUUAUAUAAGGGUGUAUAUAGAGGGAUCCUAUAUAAGUAUAUUAGGCGGUGUAUAUGGAAGGAUCCUGUAAGACCAAUAUAGGGGGUGUAGGGAUUGUACAAUUCGUUGACAAACACAGACAAUGUAUUAGCCCUAAUGAAAUUUAAAUUAACCUGAAAGAGGCAAUUGCCAAUAAUCCCCCUGUUUCUAUGUAGACAAAGCUAUUAUUCUAAUUGUAAUGUUGUAUUUCAGGACAGGAGAUCGGGGCUGAAGAAAGAUGUUGCUGAGUUUGGGGUUCAUCUGUCUGACUUUCGUGAGCUUGGUGAGAAGCGAACCAUGUGUUUCCUCCUCCCAAGGUCUACCAGGAAUCCCCGGGACCCCAGGGAGAGAUGGAAGGGAUGGUCAUAAGGGAACAAAAGGAGAACCAGGUAACUAUAUAUUAUAUCAGCCUGCACGGGACAAUAUGCUUUGAAUAUUCUUAAAUCACAAAUCUGAUUGUAGUGCAAGAUUUUAGUCUUUAAGGUAACUUGUGUUUUAUGUUACAGUUCUAACACUAUGUGUAGAGCUUAGUUUACAUUGUGAUUCUACUCCCAUGUACUAUUCUAGUCCUGUGUUCUGGUUCUAGUUCUGUGUUCUGAUUCUAGUCCUGUGUUCUGGUUUUAUCUGCGUUCUGAUUCUAGUGCUGUGUUCUGAUUCGAGUUCUGUGUUCUGAUUCUAGUCCUGUGUUCUGAUUCUAGUUCUGAUUCUAGUCCUGUGUUCUGAUUCUAGUCCUCUGAUUCGAGUUCUGUGUUCUGAUUCUAGUCCUGUGUUCUGAUUCUAGUUCUGUGUUCUGAUUCUAGUUCUCUGUUCUGACUCUAGUCCUGUGUUCUGAUUCUAGUCCUGUGUUCUGAUUCUAGUUCUGUGUUCUGAUUCUAGUCCUGUGUUCUGAUUCGAGUUCUGUGUUCUGAUUCUAGUCCUGUGUUCUGAUUCUAGUUCUGUGUUCUGAUUCUAGUUCUCUGUUCUGACUCUAGUCCUGUGUUCUGAUUCUAGUCCUGUGUUCUGAUUCUAGUUCUGUGUUCUGAUUCUAGUCCUGUGUUCUGAUUCGAGUUCUGUGUUCUGAUUCUAGUCCUGUGUUCUGAUUCUAGUUCUGUGUUCUGAUUCUAGUUCUCUGUUCUGAUUCUUGUCCUGUGUUCUGAUUCUAGUCCUGUGUUCUGAUUCUAGUUCUGUGUUCUGAUUCUAGUCCUGUGUUCUGAUUCUAGUUCUGUGUUCUGAUUCUAGUUCUGUGUUCUGGUUCUAGUCCUGUGUUCUGAUUCUAGUUCUGUGUUCUGAUUUGAGUUCUGUGUUCUGAUUCGAGUUCUGUGUUCUGAUUCUAGUGCUGUGUUCUGAUUCGAGUUCUGUGUUCUGAUUCGAGUUCUGUGUUCUGAUUCUAGUCCUGUGUUCUGAUUAAAGUCCUGUGUUCUGAUUCGAGUUCUGUGUUCUGAUUUUAGUUCUGUGCUCUGAUUCUAGUUCUGUGUUCUGAUUCCAGUCCUGUGUUCUGAUUCUAGUUCUGUGCUCUGGUUCUAGUCCUGUGUUCUGAUUCGAGUUCUGUGUUCUGAUUCUAGUUCUGUAUUCUCAUUCUAGUCCUGUGUUCUGAUUCUAGUUCUGUAUUCUGAUUCUAGUCCUGUGUUCUGAUUCUAGUUCUGUGUUCUGAUUCUAGUCCUGUGUUCUGAUUCUAGUUCUGUGCUCUGGUUCUAGUCCUGUGUUCUGAUUCUAGUCCUGUGUUCUGAUUCUAGUUCUGUGUUCUGAUUCUAGUCCUGUGUUCUGAUUUGAGUUCUGUGUUCUGUUUUUUUUGUUGUUGUCAAUCUUUGUUUUAUGGAAGCAAUGUGAGUUCGUUACAGAAGGGAAGAAAAGGACGAAUAACAUAUCAGCGAGUAUUCAUAGAUAUCAAUAACCAUUAACACUGAUAAAUAUGCUCAUGAAUGUCUGCUUCAUUUUAUGUGUUAAAGGAUGUCGCUAUGUCUGGUUAGUUGGGCAUGGAUGAUUGUGGUAAUGCAGUAGUAGGGUAGAUUAAAUCAGAUGCAAUGCCUGUCUAGGUAGGUUAAUGAAAGAGUGUAGGGUCUUAGACACACAUUAGGCAAGUUGUUUGUGGGUCAGGCUGAAGUCGUCGCAUUGGUAAUUACAUUUGGUUUUGGUAAUAAACAGGCUAAUCGUGUUGUCUCGUUUAAUGUCGCAGCAGUAUGUUGGUUGUUGCCACAGGCUAGUUUUGGCUGAUUUCUUAAUUGCUGAGUGCACACGUGUUAGAUGAGGGAAGCAGAUUAGUACGAACAGCUGGGCUUACCCGUGUGAGCUGAGUAGGUGUGUUAUGCCGUGUUAUGUGUAAAAUAGAUUCAGUAGCUGGUAUGCUAGGCACAUGUAUGAUCCGACCCCCCUUGCUAGGUAUUUCACGUUACUAUAUACAUCCUGUAGGCUAGCACUGUCAAUGCCUGCUUAACGGUUAAAUUAUGUAGCUAGCGUUCAGGCUAUAAAGGAUAAAGUAAAACGAAAUACGCUGAGUUAACAAGGGUGACCAGCAGGUAAAAAUAUGGAGGCAAGAUUACACGUCAGGCCUGGUAUGCAUGGUAGUAAAAGUAGCAUGGAAUCAGGCCACAGCAGUCCAUCACACAAGCUGUGGAAGUCACCAGUCUGUCAUAUUGUGGCAGGGUAGAAGCAGAGGUCGUUUGGCCAUACGGUCUAACUCGUGGAUGUACAGUACCAGUCCGCUUUUGUGGGUUAGUCCAUACGCUUUCCCUCCUGAUUCCUCUACUGGGCAUGGUUGGCGCAGGCUUCUGUGAUGUUUCUGCUGUCAUGGUGUCACUGCGUCCAAGGACCGCUUGUCUUUGGCCCGAGGCCUUAAUAGGCGCUCGCGUCUGUUCUGAUUCUAGUCCUAUGUUUUGGUUCUAGUCUCAUGUUCUGGUUCUAGUAUUCUGUUUCUAGUCCUGUGUGCUAGUUCCAGUCCUGUAUUCCGUUUCUAGUCCUGUGAGCUAGUUCCAGUCCUGUAUUCCGUUUCUAGUCCUGUGAGCUAGUUCCAGUCCUGUAUUCUCUAAGCUACAAAACAAACACUACCCGAACAACUAUUUCUCUAAUCACUCGACGUCACAUAAAGCGGGCACAGCCAUACUCUUAGCAGCCGAGCUUGAAUUCAAAGAAUUAGAGAGAACACAAGAUUCACACGGACGGUAUCUCUUCUUGAAAGGAAUCAUAGCCGACAAGAUAUACACCCUGGCAAACAUCUACGUCCCCAACCGAAGACAGGCUUCCUUCCUCCGAAACACGCUGCACAUAUUAGAAGAAUUCACUGACGGCAUACUAAUCGUCGGAGGGGAUUUUAACGUACCUCUGGACCCAAUAUUGGACUCCUCAUCGGGACAUAGUAGUAUUUCACAAAACAACAUCCGAUCGAUCCGAAAAUCGCUGGAAGAAUUGAGGCUGGUGGACGGCUGGAGAAUACUCAACCCAACGGUAAAAGAUUAUACUUACUACUCCGCUCUUCACAACCGAUACUCUCGCAUAGACUACCUCUUCAUAACACAGGAAGGACUCGCUCGCUUACUCAAAGCGGAUAUCGACCCGUCUACAUGGUCGGACCAUGGCUCGGUCAGGCUAGAGAUGGAAUCCCCCAUGUUUCGCCCAACUACGUGGACGUGGAGACUUAAUGAAGCUCUCCUACUCGAUCCAGCCACCAAAGAACAAAUAACCAAAGAGCUAGAACAAUACUUCAGAGACAACGACACACCAGAGGUCUUCCCGAUAACCAUAUGGGAAGCGCAUAAGAGCGUCGUUCGCGGAACACUCAUCCGCAUUGCCUCGCAAAAACGGAAAGCGAAUAUGAUCGAGAUGACUAACCUAUAUCAAAAGAUAUCAAAGCUGGAAAGUCAACACAAAAGAUCCCAACUACAUGAAACAUACGGGGAACUGAUGGAACAUAGAAGGGCACUUAAGAGACUCAUCACAAAAAAACAUCUCCGAAAUCUCCAACGCACGAAGGGUUUCUACUAUGCGCACGCCAAUAAAGGGGGGAAAUACCUGGCUAGAUUAUUAAAAGGCCCAACGCCUCGUAGACAAAUACGCAAACUUCGCCUCUCCUCAGGAGAAAUGACCCCCUAUCCACAAAAAAUCGCCGAUGAGUUUAGGACCUACUAUGAAACUCUUUACAACCUGAGCCCACCCAUGGGGACGACGAGCGACGAAAGAAGAGCUACUCAGAUACGAGAUUACCUUUCUGACACGAUCGUCAAAACGAUUAACCAGGAAUCAGCUUCAGCACUCGACAUGCCAAUCAGCACGGAAGAGCUUGCGGCUGCACUGAAAACGUCCAAAUCAGGCAGGGCACCUGGACCAGAUGGUUUUUCAACUGGAUACUAUAAGACCUUCCAGGAUCUCCUGAUACCGUGGCUAACUAAAGCGAUCAAUGCGGUGGGUGACGGAGGGCACCUGGGCGCGGAAUCCUUAGCCGCGACCAUCACGGUCUUGCUCAAGCCAGGAAAGGACCCAUUGCUUUGCGGCAGCUACCGUCCCAUUUCGCUGCUCAAUGUAGACGCCAAACUAACCACAAAAGUCAUAGCUAGCAGGCUCAACAACUUUCUUCCAGAAUUGAUACACGCAGACCAGAUAGGCUUCAUCCCGGGCAGAGAGGCCAGAGAUAGCACCUUGCGACUGUUCUCAAUCCAACAACACGCAAGAAAGACAAAAACUAAAAUGCUAUUACUAUCCACGGACGCGGAGAAAGCGUUUGACAGAGUCGACUGGUCGUACAUGAUGGCCACCUUACAACAUAUGGGAUGCGGACAGAGACUACUCGCAUGGAUAUCAGCCUUCUAUAGCAAACCGCACGCAAAUGUGAGAGUAAACGGAGCCACGACAGCGGACUUUACAAUUAACAAUGGUACCCGUCAAGGUUGCCCACUGUCUCCACUUUUGUUCGCUAUGACCCUAGAACCACUGCUCCAGAAGAUACGACUAAACCCAAACAUUCAAGGAUACGACUGGCGUGGAACACACCAUAAAGUGGCUGCGUACGCGGAUGACCUCCUAUUCUUUAUACAGCACCCUAGGACAACUCUACCAUGCCUCCUUUCCGAAUUCGACAAUUUCGGGAAAAUCUCGGGCUUCAAACUCAAUCUCUCAAAGUGCGAGGUCCUGAACAUUACGAUCCCCACGGAAGAAUACAUAUCCCUGGACUCGCUAUUCGCUUUUCACUGGUGUUACGGCCGGAUGAAGUAUCUGGGCAUCUGGGUGACCACAGACCCAGAAGACAUAUACCGUCUCAAUUUUGUCCCCCUUCUGAAAACAAUUCUAGCGGACUUAGCUAGAUGGUCGUACCCACAUGUAACCUGGCAUGGACGAGUCGCGAUCCUCAAGAUGAACAUAUUGCCGAGAAUUCUAUACCUUAUGCAAACGAUUCCACUAACCAUCCCAGGGACCUUCUUCUCCACCCAGUCCUGUAUUCUGUUUCUAGUCCUGUGUGCUAGUUCCAGUCCUGUAUUCCGUUUCUAGUCCUGUGUGCUAGUUCCACUCCUGUAUUCUGUUUCUAGUCCUGUGAGCUAGUUCCAGUCCUGUAUUCCGUUUCUAGUCCUGUGUGCUAGUUCCAGUCCUGUAUUCUGUUUCUAGUCCUGUGUGCUAGUUCCAGUCCUGUAUUCCGUUUCUAGUCCUGUGUGCUAGUUCCACUCCUGUAUUCUGUUUCUAGUCCUGUGAGCUAGUUCCAGUCCUGUAUUCCGUUUCUAGUCCUGUGUGCUAGUUCCACUCCUGUAUUCUGUUUUUAGUCCUGGAUGCUAGUUCCAGUUCUGUACUUUGUUUCUAGUCCUCUGUGCUAGUUCCAGUCCUGUAUUCUAUUUCUUGUCCUGUGUGCUAGUUUCAGCCCUGUAUUCUGUUUCUAGUCAUGUGUGCUAGUUCCAGUCCUGUAUUCUAUUUCUAGUCCUGUGAGCUAGUUCCAGUCCUGUAUUCUGUUUCUAGUCCUGUAUUCUGUUUCUAGUCCUGUGUGCUAAUUCCAGUUCUGUAUUCUGUUUCUAGUCCUGUGUGCUAAUUCCAGUUCUGUAUUCUGUUUCUAGUCCUGUGUGCUAGUUCCAGUCCUGUAUUCCGUUUCUAGUCCUGUGUGCUAGUUCCACUCCUGUAUUCUGUUUCUAGUCCUGUGAGCUAGUUCCAGUCCUGUAUUCCGUUUCUAGUCCUGUGUGCUAGUUCCAGUCCUGUAUUCUGUUUCUAGUCCUGUGUGCUAGUUCCAGUCCUGUAUUCCGUUUCUAGUCCUGUGUGCUAGUUCCACUCCUGUAUUCUGUUUCUAGUCCUGUGAGCUAGUUCCAGUCCUGUAUUCCGUUUCUAGUCCUGUGUGCUAGUUCCACUCCUGUAUUCUGUUUUUAGUCCUGGAUGCUAGUUCCAGUUCUGUACUUUGUUUCUAGUCCUCUGUGCUAGUUCCAGUCCUGUAUUCUAUUUCUUGUCCUGUGUGCUAGUUUCAGCCCUGUAUUCUGUUUCUAGUCAUGUGUGCUAGUUCCAGUCCUGUAUUCUAUUUCUAGUCCUGUGAGCUAGUUCCAGUCCUGUAUUCUGUUUCUAGUCCUGUAUUCUGUUUCUAGUCCUGUGUGCUAAUUCCAGUUCUGUAUUCUGUUUCUAGUCCUGUGUGCUAAUUCCAGUUCUGUAUUCUGUUUCUAGUCCUGCGUGCUCAUUCCAGUCCUGUAUUCUGUUUCUAGUCCUGUGUGCUAAUUCCAGUCCUGUAUUCUGUUUCUAGUCCUUUGUGCUAGUUCCAGUCCUGUAUUCUGUUUCUAGUCCUUUGUGCUAGUUCCAGUUCUGUAUUCUGUUUCUAGUCCUUUGUGCUAGUUCCAGUCCUGUAUUCUGUUUCUAGUCCUGUGUGCUAGUUCCAGUCCUGUAUUCUGUUUCUAGUCCUUUGUGCUAGUUCCAGUCCUGUAUUCCGUUUCUAGUCCUGUGUGCUAAUUCCCGUUUCUAGUCCUUUGUGCUAGUUCCAGUCCUGUAUUCUGUUUCUAGUCCUUUGUGCUAGUUCUAGUACUGUAUUCCAUUUCUAGUCCUGUGUGCUAGUUCCAGUCCUGUAUUCUGUUUCUAGUCCUGUGUGCUAGUUCCAGUCCUGUAUUCCGUUUCUAGUCCUGUGUGCUAGUUCCAUUCCAUUAUUCUGUUUCUAGUCCUUAGUGCUAGUUCCAGUCCUGUAUUCCAUUUCUAGUCCUGUGUUCUAGUUCUAGUCCUGUAUUCCAUUUCUAGUCAUGUGUGCUAGUUCCAGUCCUAUAUUCUGUUUCUAGUCCUUUGUGCUAGUUCCAGUCCUGUAUUCCGUUUCUAGUCCUGUGUGCUAGUUCCAGUCCUGUAUUCUGUUUCUAGUCCUGUGUGCUAGUUCCAGUCCAUUAUUCUGUUUCUAGUCCUUUGUGCUAGUUCCAGUCCUGUAUUCCGUUUCUAGUCCUGUGUGCUAGUUCCAGUCCUGUAUUCUGUUUCUAGUCCUUUGUGCUAGUUCCAGUCCUGUAUUCCGUUUCUAGUCCUUUGUGCUAGUUCCAGUCCUGUAUUCCAUUUCUAGUCCUGUGUUCUAGUUCCAGUCCUGUAUUCCGUUUCUAGUCCUGUGUGCUAGUUCCAGUCCUGUAUUCAUUUUCUAGUCCUUUGUGCUAGUUCCAGUCCUGUAUUCCAUUUCUAGUCCUGUGUGCUAGUUCCAGUCCUGUAUUCUGUUUCUAGUCCUGGAUGCUAGUUUCAGUCCAUUAUUCUGUUUCUAGUCCUUUGUGCUAGUUCCAGUCCUGUAUUCUGUUUCUGGUCCUGUGUGCUAGUUCCAGUCCUAUAUUCUGUUUCUAGUCCUUUGUGCUAGUUCCAGUCCUGUAUUCCGUUUCUAGUCCUUUGUGCUAGUUCCAGUCCUGUAUUCCAUUUCUAGUCCUGUGUGCUAGUUCCAGUCCUGUAUUCAUUUUCUAGUCCUUUGUGCUAGUUCCAGUCCUGUAUUCUUUUUCUAGUCCUGUGUGCUAGUUCCAGUCCUUGACAUGCGCAUAGUUGUCUAUUUGGCAUAUGUCAAUUUACCAUACAUCCCUCCCCAAAAAAGUGACACCGACACCAAAGUUAAAGUGAAAUUAAAUAUCACAGUUUUAAUAAUAUAUAUAUAUAAGCAAAGCAAUACAAAACGCCGUAACAAACGAAUAAUUGGCACAGAAGAGGAAGAUAACAGAUUAACAGCAGAUACCACGGACAUGUUGUCCGUAAAGAAAAUCACUCUUCUAUCCUUCAACAUGGGUCCCCAGAGAGCUAAUGCCACCAGCAAGUGAAAUAGUUCCAAGAAGGCCAAGUUGCGAAUCAUGGGAUUCACCUUACAACCCUCGGGCCAAGGUUCUGCGCAUUAGCAGGUAAUGAAAUAUGCUCCAAAACCCACACUCCCAGAAGCAUCCGUAAAAAGUUCCAAAUCCGGAAAAAGGAUAGCCUUGUAACUGACACCUCCCGUCAUUUUUGCAAGGAACCAACUAAAGACCCUCCCCACCGGCACAAUCUGACAUGCAAAGUUAAACCGACCAACCAAUGAUUGAAAUGUUCUCAGAGUCACCUUGCGCGCCUUCUGUAUUUAUUGAACGACCUGUCAUAGCGCCUGCAGCUUAUCAUAUGGUAGCCAACAUUUCCCUGCUAACUAGUCAAUUUCAAGACCCAAUAAACUAAGACAGUGGUCAGUCCCACCAUGUUUUCACCCGCCAAAGGCAACCCAAAAACACGAGUGACCCAUUUCAGCAUCCUCAACCCAACUCGGUAGGCAUCCGAACCGGCAGGACCGACACAAAAAAAUCUUCCAGAUAGUGAACCUUGAACUUGCCCCCUGACUCCAACAUGACCACCCAUUCAAGGAAAGCACUAAACUUUUCAAAGAGAGCACAGGAGAUGGAGUAUCUCAUGGGCAGACAAAGAUCAACAAAGUAGUUUCCCUCGAAAUGACAGACCCCGGAAGAUGGUGGCAAGCCAGAUGAAUUGGUAACAGACGAAACGACAAUUAAACAUCCACUUUUGUAAGCAGUGCCCCUCGCCCCGCGGUCCUAACCAACUUGUCCGCCUGGUCAAAUGACGCAUAGGACACUGAGCACAAAGCCGCAUCAAUGUCAUCAUUAACUGAUGACCCUUUCGGGUAAGAAAGGUGAUGAAUGAGACGAUAUUUCCCAGGUUCUUUCUUCAGUACCACCCUCAACGGAGAAAUACGAAGGUUGGGCAGCGGAAGAUCUUCAAACGUUUCAGACAAUCUUUCCAACUGGACCUCCUUACCCAGUUUUUCCCUGACCACAUCAGGAAACUCUGCAACUGAUUUUAAAUUAUAGAAACGCCGAUCAAAAACUUUUUCCCAAAACCGAAUCACGAAGUCGUAUGUAAAACCCUCCCUCAGUAGUACUGCAUCCACCUGGUUGCCAUAGUGGUUUAGCCACGGCAGCAUUGCGCAGACCCUCAACGGCGUUGACCCCAGUGGAAGUAGAUGGGGCUCCGGGACCAGACCACCCUCCCGUGACCAACUGUCUACGCUUGAAACAGCGGUUCAGACUAUGCGUCCCACCACAACCGGAACACUCGUGCUUAAAUCUACACAUUGUGCCUCACUUACACUGCCCUUCGUUGAAGCACCAGCAGAAAUUUUUCUUGUGCGAGGCCGAUGAGGCGGAGGCAGAGACAGCGCUGGCCCCAGACUGAAAGAGUGUCGCCGUCUUUUGCACCAUCAUAUGUUUGAUCCACAAUGGCAGGUCUAUUUGAUCCCACCGCAUGCCAGGGUUAGCCAAGAGAUGCUGCCUAAAUUGCUCUUCGUAUAGCCAUCCAGCUAUACCCCCAGACGUCCAGAACACCUCCCAUAUACCAUCCUGGUAACUAAAACGUUGAGAACACCGCUCCUGAGAUUUUUUGCCUAAAAUGCUUGACAAAAUGCUAAACACUCGCAAUCAGUUGCCAAACGACUUCGGUACCUUACGAUACCUCUGCCGUUUUUCUUCCUCCUUUAGAGCAAUAUAAUCCUCUAAAGUAAGAAGCGAGAAACUCACCUUUCCAAAUCUUAUCCUUCAGUUUCUGCUUCAGGUGACAACCAAACUAACCCGAGAACGAGAUAUGCACAUUCUGAUGCACAGCAUCCAGAAAGCCUCCCACCAACUCCACCCGUUUGGACCCUAACUCAGGCCCCGUGAAUGUUGAUGCCAUCGCCGUUACGCUCAUUCCCCCACUUACCAACGGAGAUAACCCCGUCACCCCGGCCCUAGAUGCCCCUGCACUCAGCUGCCACACUUGCCCAAAACUCCCCAGCUGACCCUACCCUGUACCCCAAUUGUCAAGAAAUACCCUGCAAAAGAUCCCCAGAACUUAAACCCUGCAAAAGAUCCCCAGAACUGUGAACAGAGGAUUACUCACCAGCCGAACCCUCCAUGUUGCCAGGAAUACAGCUCAGUAUUCCUUGAAUUUGUUUCCCCGAGAACUUAACACUCACUCUUGCUAAAAGAUAGAGAUGAUGUCUGCCCUGAGCUGAUGCCUUUUUCUCAUAUCAGAUAGAGUUCUCUACACCAGAUAUAUACACUCAUCGACCACGGAGUAUCAGAAAAGCUCAUUUGAGCCGUACAAUCCAUAAAAACAGCUGAGGUGCAAUCGUACGCAAAUCGCCAAAGAGUAUUUAUUUGCCCACAAGGUCACAAGAUGACUUUCUAAGUGAGUGGAGAUUGAGAAAACAUGAUUUCUUCCUAUGCAGAAAACACAGAGAAAUUUGAUUAGCCGAGUCCUGUUCAGAUUAUUUAAAAAGGCGAACACUGUAUCAUGUUGCAUUGGCAGUAAACGUACGAUUGUACAGCGUACGAUUGUACAUUGUACAGCGCUGCAGAAUUUGUUGCUGCUAUAUAAAUAAUAAUAAUAAUGAUAAACUAAUUAAAUAUGUUUUCUUUCUGAAUCCUGGGUCUUGUGUUAUAUGUAACUGGGUAGGGGGCUUGAUCCAUAAGCGAAACUAAAACAUCAACACUGUGGGGCCUUAAUCACAAAAAGGGGGAUUGUGGAGAAUUAACAAGGAAAUUUUAGGCUAAAAUAGGUGACUUUGAAAAUUUGCCAGGAAUACACAAGAUGACCUAACCCCCUCGUUUCUGGAGAAUCUGUAGUGUAAGGAAUACAAAGUUAUUUUCCUGACACUAUAGUGGCCCCUGGCCCCCCCCCCUCCUUGUGCUCCCCAACCGACAGGAGUACCUAAUGCGCAUGCGCAGCUAACGACAUGAGUAUAUAAUGUCCAGCCCAUAGGAAUUUCGUAUGGGAAUUUCUCUGAUGCUAGAUGUCCUCAUGCAGUGAGUUACAUUGCAGGACUAUGUGUGUCAGUGACACUGCACCCUGACUGUUUCAAUGAGCUAAAGUGGUCUGGGUGCCUCUACUGUCCCUUUAAGGGUAUUUAUUUUAUUGCCAUCAGAAAGAUGAAAGCCUGACUUGACAGCGGUGUUAUUAUACCUUGAAAUUAACAGAAUACAAUGCUAAACUACUAUUUACAGUUUGCAGUCAAUAAUUCUUAAUAAUAAUCUAUCAUUAGACAGAAAAGGCUAAGAAUUACACUGAAAAAUAAUGAAAAGGCGUCCAUAUUAUUAUUAUAUAGUAUAAUAUUAUUCAAAUAUUUUCUGAAAGGUAAAAAGAAAAUAAACUAGGAGUACAAAUUCUCCCUGGGCUAAGGGUACCAUGAGUCAAAAGGAGCUGAGCUACAUGGAACACUGCAAUUGAUACAGAUUUAUUGGUUUAAACAUGUCCGGCAAUAAAUGUGGUUAGUAAUAAGGAUGUUAUUGUCAUUUUCUAUCCGUACAGGCCCGCCAGCAUCGUCACUCAAAAUGACAGAAUUUAAAGGAAAAAAAGGUGUAAUGGGAUCCCCAGGUCCCAAAGGAAAAGCAGGUCCCAUGGGUGCACCUGGUCCCAGUGGAGAUAAGGGCGUGAUGGGCGUUCGUGGGGACAGUGGAAUGCCUGGGAAUCCCAAACGUGAUCACCAAUCUGCGUUCACUGUGGCACGGACAACGAUACAGUUCCCGCAGAAAAAUGAACCCAUCAUCUUCAAUAAAGAGAUCAGCAACGACCACAAAGAUUACAAUGUAGCAACUGGAAAGUUCACCUGCCAAAUCCCAGGACUGUAUUAUUUUGUUUACCAUGCCUCUCUGUCCUCCAACCUGUGCGUCUCUCUGUACGUUGGGGAGGAACGAAAAGUCAGCUUUUGUGACCAUAAGACCAAUGAGCACCAGGUCUCCUCUGGAGGAAGCCUUGUCCAGCUCACUAAGGACCAAGAGGUUUGGCUGGCGGCCAAUGAUUACAAUGGGAUGAUCGGAGUUAGCGAUCACAAUAGUGUAUUCUCAGGAUUCCUUGUUUUCCCAGAGUAAACGCUUAGCACUCGCUAUUAUCACAUGGGGUUAUGGUGGAGGAAGUGCAUGUAUUUUAUAGCCAGAUGUGACUAGUAUCAGAAAAAGUGUACACAUAUAUAUAUACACAAACAUAGCAGACAAUAAAAGGAGAACACAUCUGGCAGAAGUAUACUAUUUCAAUUUCAUUCUAUCCAUAUUUUUUUUUAUUACUGACCAGGUUUCCUUAUAACGAAAGAGAAAAAUCAGUUUGGCUUAUUGACUAAACUGUGGAUUGAAAAUCAAAUAGUAUAUUUCAACCCAAAAUGGCCGAUAUAGAAAAAAAUAUCCUACUCAGGUGUAGCUCGGGUGAGCUGUAUUAUUCUGUACUUUUCUUUUUUCAUUUCACCACAAUUCACUGUAGUGAAUAAACUAUCUUGUAUCUAUAUAUCUAUCUAUCUCUCUCUCUGUCUAUCUAUCGCUCGAUCUAUCUCUCUCUGUCUAUCUAUAUAUCUAUCUAUCUAUCUCUCUGUCUAUCUAUAUAUCUAUCUAUCGCUCGAUCUAUCUCUCUCUGUCUAUCUAUCUAUCUAUCUAUCUAGCUAUCUAUCUAUAUAUAUAUCUCUGUCUAUCUAUCUAUCUAUAUAUCUAUCUAUCUAUCUAUCUAUCUUUCUGUCUAUCUUUCUAUCUAUCCAUACAUCCACCUAUCACACUGCUGUAUUGUUUAUAUUGCAAUUUUUUUAAAUAAAAUGAAUUGUAUUUUUAAUUGCAAGCUCCCGUGCGUAGGCAACGUGUGCAUUUAUUGAUGUAAUUGAUGUUGGUGUCUGUUGUUCAUUGUGUACAUUUUGCAAUUGUGUUUUCUUUCACCAACUGAUAAGUGCACGAUGCAUCUCCUUUCUCGUGUAAUAACUAACUUUGAGCCGCAGAAAAGAAGCUUGAUGUAUCUCACAGCAUUCUUCUAACACUGUAUUCUCCUUACAAUCUGCAAUUGUAUUGUGUUUUACACAAUGCUUGUAUGAAAUAAACUGGUUUAAAAAACUA